CAUGUCGAGCCUCGCCUUCGGUCCCGAGCGGCGGCAGAUUCUGAUACUUUCCCAACUGCGUUCGAUACCAGCCUCUCGAACAACUUUACUUCCUCCACGUGCCCCAAAUUCUUCAAGUCUUUCCUUUCCAACACCACCAUUACCUCCUGUCAUGCCGUCUCCAUGCUCCUGCGUGAUUCCAGCUCCUUCUUCCGCGUCGUCACAUCCGCCACGCUGACCUCAGAAGUCCUCGAUACCGCAUGUGCCUCCAAUGUCACCGAUUGCGCAUCUAUCUUCUCUGCUCUCGCGGCCGAGCUGCUCAAGGAAGAUGUUUGCGGCAAGGACUACUCUGCUGGUAAUCCUAUAGUUACCAAUGCGUACACCGACAUGAUCACUUAUGAGCCACUUUACCGGGCUACAUGUCUCCAAUCCCCUUCGACCAACAAUUAUUGCUUUGUGGAUGCUAUCAGCAAUACCAACAACUCCGCGGACUACGACGUUUAUUUUGUAGCCUACGGUAGCACCAUUGCCGCCUCUCCUGCGCCCACCUGCAAUAAAUGUCUCCAGGCUACCUUGGCUCUCUUCGCCACCUGGGCCGAGAUGGACGGGCAACCCGUUGUCAAUUCUUACAUCCCCUCUGCUGAGGCCAUCAACUCGGAUUGUGGCGAGAGCUUUGCCAAUGUCAACAUCACUGUUGGUUCUGAGAAAGCCGUCUCCAGCUCU
This is a messenger RNA of Aspergillus homomorphus CBS 101889, 702 nucleotides long. RefSeq lists its product as uncharacterized. The transcript has a single exon. NCBI's taxonomy places the organism in Eukaryota, Fungi, Ascomycota, Eurotiomycetes, Eurotiales, Aspergillaceae. The record is from RefSeq and is a predicted model, not a curated record. The annotation marks the transcript as partial.